ACCUCCACCCACCCCCACUGCCCCACCCACAGGCCGCGAUCGAUCUCAUCCGCACCCGCCUCGCCCGCUCGUCUGCCCUCCUCAUGGCCGGGCCGCCGCCUAUAAAAAGCGCGAGGCGGAGGCGGGCGCACGCCAUUCUUCUCUCCGUCUUCUUCCUCCCCUCCCCUCUCCUCUCCUCUCCUCUCCGCAUUUCGUCCGCUCGUGGCGGUGUAGCGCAGUACUGCUGCCGUCGCGUCCUGCAUGGUGAUGGAGGGGAACACGGGCUCAUUGUACGGCCACCUCAACAGGAGCAGCACGCGGGCGUUCCUCGCCUACGUCGCCGCGGGGGCCGCCUGCGCAACCGUCCUCGCCUGCUUCGUCCUCUCCGCCGCGGACCCGCCCGCCGCCGCACAUAACGAUGGCGAGCUCCGCUUGUCCUCGCGCUCGACGCGCGUCUGGCCCGACCUCGCGUUCAACUGGCGGGUGGUGGUGGCCACUGUCGUCGGGUUCCUCGGCUCCGCGUUCGGCACCGUCGGCGGCGUCGGCGGCGGCGGGAUCUUCGUGCCCAUGCUCAACCUCGUAGUCGGCUUCGACACCAAGUCAGCCGCUGCACUCUCCAAAUGUAUGAUCAUGGGGGCGUCGGCGUCGUCGGUGUGGUACAACCUCCAGGUGUCGCACCCGAACAAGGAAGCGCCCGUCAUUGACUACAAACUCGCGCUGCUCUUCCAGCCCAUGCUCAUGCUCGGCAUCACCAUGGGCGUCGAGCUUAGCAUCAUCUUCCCCUACUGGCUCAUCACCGUCCUCAUCAUAAUCCUCUUCAUAGGCACUUCGUCGAGGUCGUUCUACAAGGGAAUUCUCAUGUGGAGAGAGGAGUCGAGGAUUCUGAUGGAGACACGCGAGCGAGAAGAGCAAUCCAAGGCUUCCUGUGCCACAAGUGAUGUGGUUAUUGACCCGAGUUAUGAGGAGCCCCUCCUGCCUCAACCUCAGCCAGAGGAGAAGUCUGCCCUGGAGACUUUUCUGUUCAAUUUGAGGUGGAAGAAUAUCCUACUGCUACUGUCUGUCUGGUCAUCUUUCUUGGUGCUGCAAGUUCUCAAGAAUAAUUCGAAAUCAUGCAGCACUUUCUACUGGGUGAUCAACGUUCUGCAGGUCCCGGUUGCAGUGAGUGUAUUCCUGUGGGAGGCCGUGAAGCUAUGCAGGGAGAGCCGUGCUCGACGUAUGAAUGGGAACUGGGAAUGUGUGUGCGAGGCCUCUGUUGAGUGGUCACCAGCACAGCUCAUCUUCUGCGCCUUCUGUGGUCUGCUCGGCGGGACCGUUGGUGGUCUUCUUGGAUCGGGAGGCGGGUUCAUCCUCGGCCCACUUCUUCUUGAACUUGGGUGCAUACCCCAGGUUGCAAGUGCAACAGCAACAUUUGUGAUGAUGUUCUCCUCGUCCCUCUCUGUGGCAGAGUUCUACUUUCUGCACAGAUUCCCUAUCCCUUAUGCUGCCUACCUGAUCUGUGUUUCCAUAUUGGCUGGAUUCUGGGGCCAGUGUUUGGUUAGGAAGCUCGUGCACGUGCUCAAGAGAGCAUCGCUUAUUGUCUUUAUCCUCUCCUCUGUCAUUUUUGCCAGUGCUCUUACAAUGGGCGUUGUUGGAACCAAGAAGAGUAUUUCAAUGAUCAACAACCACGAAUACAUGGGGUUCCUCGACUUAUGCGAGUAACUCGAGAAACGAUCAGAUUAUUGAUACCUCCGGGAGAAUCCAGGCCAAUAUCUAAUUUGCCAAAUCUAGAAUAAUAAAAGUCGCUAAGUGCGUGCUGGCGUUAGCUCCUCGCUAACCUGCACGCAUUUUGUCCGGCAAAAGGGUCGUCGUGAAUUGAUCUCGUGUCAUGCGCGUGUUAGCUCCUGGUUAACAUGCAAAAUGUAUGCAUUGGUCUUGUGAGAGGGCGUGCUAGGUUUUGUCAUGCAUGUGUUAGCUCCUGGCUAACCAGCAAGUACCAGGGAGAGUUGCAGCUAUGGCAUUCAUUCAUGCUCUAGCUCCAGGCUAAGCCGCCUGCAAACAUUUGUCGUGUGGUACGUUGUAAAUAUCAGCCGAUUGUUUGUCAGUAUGGCUGAGUACAUUUGUGAUUGCAAUAUGAACUGUUUGGAUCGUUGGGUGAUCA
Messenger RNA from Phragmites australis (common reed), 2116 nucleotides. Its product is annotated as sulfite exporter TauE/SafE family protein 4-like. Gene Ontology annotation, cellular component: membrane; Cul4A-RING E3 ubiquitin ligase complex. Gene Ontology annotation, biological process: protein ubiquitination. NCBI's taxonomy places the organism in Eukaryota, Viridiplantae, Streptophyta, Magnoliopsida, Poales, Poaceae. The record is from RefSeq and is a predicted model, not a curated record. Bases 241 to 1677 code for a protein of 478 amino acids. The transcript has 12 exons.